Molecule: messenger RNA, 796 nt
Organism: Lycium ferocissimum
Lineage: Eukaryota; Viridiplantae; Streptophyta; Magnoliopsida; Solanales; Solanaceae
Product: trimethyltridecatetraene synthase-like
Exons: 2
Molecular function (GO): iron ion binding; monooxygenase activity; heme binding
Source: RefSeq, a predicted model, not a curated record
ACCCUUAAUCCAAAAAGUCUUGAUCCGUUCAAGUACAUUCGUGUUGAGGAUAGGAGAAAGUUGAUUUCUCGUCUUUAUGUUCUAUCAGGAAAGCUAAUUUUCCUCAAUGGCCAUUUACCUAAGUUUAGAUUUUUCACUAUAAGUAGGAUGGUUAUGAGUGGAAAAUACCAUAGGGAUGAGUCAAAAUCAAAUGAUACAAUAGCGCCAACUGAAAAAUUGCAAUGGAUGCUAGAUGAAUGGUUUAUUCUUGGUGGGAUGAUUAAUAUUGGGGAUUGGAUAUCUUGGCUUAAUUGGCUUGACUUGCAAGGGUACAUACAGAGAAUGAAGGCUUUGGAAAAAAAAUUGAUAGAAUUUUUCAACUAUGAGCUUGAAGAUCACAAGGCUAAAGCUAAGGAGGAUUCUGUCACAAAGGAUAUGGUUGACGUCUUGUUGCAACUAGUUGAUGACCCUAAUCUUGAAGUUAAGCUCACCACCGAUAACCUAAUGGGAUUAAUCCUUAGUAUCAGGUUGGUUCUGCUUCCAUCUCUCGUGACUGAUUGUUGUCUUCAGCAAUUGCACCGAGUCUUCUAGGUGAGCAUGACCGUUCGCUGCCUUGAAGACUUCUCUAUUAUUUAUGUCCUAUUCCUAUUUAGAGACAUAGACAUUUUUAUGUAUUAUUAUUCCAGACUUGUAUUAUUUCCUUUUAGAUGCUCUUGUAUGACUUAGACUAGACCCUGGGGGCACUAUUAUUAUUUUGGACUAUUCUACUAUAUAUAUUAUCGUGAGACUUACGUAUGUAUUCUUUUUCGUUACUUGA